AACGAUUAACGAAUAGAUAUUGCCGGGAGAGAACAGAGAAACACAGCAUCAUCCAAUGGCCGCGCUGGGCGUCGUGUCCGUGAGCUCCAUCCUCGGCGUUGGCCGGAGAGCAAGCUCUAGUAACUCCAAGAGUUUAAGGAUAUCGUGCAUCGGAUGGGACCCGGAGGGCAUCCUUGGUCCGCCAAAGGGUGGGCAUAUCGCCCGUCUUGAAUUCAAGAAGAGUCUUGAGAAGGACGCGGAUGCUAGGGAGUCUUUCAACCGCCAGGUUCGGGAGGAGCGGGAGCGGCGUCGGGCACGCCGGGAGGAAAGAGUGGUGCCCGAAACUAAUGAAGGGCUGGUGGAGUACUUUCUUGAUACUGAAGCUCGGGAGCUCGAGUUUGAAAUCGCGAAGUUGAGACCUCGAUUAAAUGAAGAAUUUUUUGAUCACCUGCGACUUGAGCUUGGGCAAAUACGCUUUGCGGUGUCUAGAACAAAGGAGAUGGAAGACAGACUGAUUGAGUUGGAAGCAAUGCAAAAGGUUUUAUUGGAGGGAGCAGAAGCAUACGACAAAAUGCAGGAAGACCUUGUAUUAGUGAAGGGACGACUCAUGAAAAUAUUGCAGUCCAAAGAUAGGAAAUCAACUUUGCUUGAGAUGGUUGAGCGGAAUGAGCUGAAUAGAUCAGUACUGGCUCUUCUUGAUGAAAACAUAGCAAGUGCAGUCAAAAGCAAUCAGCAAGAAGCAGUAGCUUUCAUGGAGAGUGUCCGUGCUUCAAUUCUGAAAUACAUGACAAUAUAAUGUUUUGAUAAUCCAAGCAACCUCAGUGGCUGAGGAGGCGGAAUUAAUGAAAGAAAAUGACAGUUUGAAUGAAAGAUGAGGGAUAGUGAACAUCAAGUAGCAUUAAUUAUGUGGUCUUCCAACACUGUGAGACAAAAUAAAAUUAUUAUUAUUAUUAUUAUUAUUUUGCAUGUACCUUUUA
Molecule: messenger RNA, 956 nt
Organism: Dioscorea cayenensis subsp. rotundata (Guinea yam)
Lineage: Eukaryota; Viridiplantae; Streptophyta; Magnoliopsida; Dioscoreales; Dioscoreaceae
Exons: 9
Coding region: 56-775 (239 amino acids)
Cellular component (GO): chloroplast stroma
Source: RefSeq, a predicted model, not a curated record